Molecule: messenger RNA, 6792 nt
Organism: Scylla paramamosain (green mud crab)
Lineage: Eukaryota; Metazoa; Arthropoda; Malacostraca; Decapoda; Portunidae
Product: E3 ubiquitin-protein ligase MARCHF6-like
Exons: 19
Coding region: 206-3298 (1030 amino acids)
Cellular component (GO): endoplasmic reticulum membrane
Molecular function (GO): zinc ion binding
Source: RefSeq, a predicted model, not a curated record
ACUUGGCUGCCCGUCAUCCUUGCCAACAACCCAGCGGGCACGUCUGUGAGAACUGUGGCUCACUACGCACAGGAGGUGGAAUCAGGCAAGUUCCAGUACUUUGACUUUGGAUCGAGGGAGAACAUGAGACGAUACAACCAGAGUGAACCUCCCCAGUACAACCUGAAGAAUGUGGUAGCUCCUGUGGGCCUUCUGUGGGGCAUCAAUGACUUCCUGGCUGACCCCAAGGAUGUGGCACACUUGGCCGGCAGCUUACCCAAUAUGGUGCAUGACGUCUGCAUGCCACGGCCAUCCUUCAACCACAUUGAUUUCAUCUGGGGUGAUGAUGCAGACAAAUAUUUGCCGGGUGUGUCGGUGUGAGGGGAGCAGCGACCGGCCCCUCUUCCACCCUUGUAUAUGUACGGGUAGUAUCAAAUUCAUCCACCAGGACUGUCUGGUGCAGUGGCUUAGGUAUUCCCGCAAGGAGUACUGCGAACUAUGUAAACACCGCUUCCACUUCACCCCAAUCUACUCACCCGACAUGCCAAAGAGGCUUCCCAUCGCAGAUAUUCUCUCCGGCCUGGCGCGCAGCAUGGGCACGGCAGUCAGGUACUGGUUCCACUACACACUGGUGGCUGUGGCCUGGCUGGUGGUGGUGCCUCUCACUGCCUGCAGGAUAUACCGCUGUCUCUUCACUGGCUCCGUGUCCUCAGUCCUCACCCUCCCAUUGGAUAUGUUGUCUACGGACAACCUGGUCUCCGACAUCUUCCAUGGGUGUUUUGUGGUGACAUGCACACUCAGCGCCUUCAUCAGUCUGGUAUGGCUGAGGGAACAGAUCCUACACGGUGGAGGGCCGGACUGGCUGGACCAAGACAUACAGCAUGAGCAUGAGCCUCCAGGAAACUUUGGGUUGCUGAAUGGGGGCAAUGCUGCUGGUGCCAUUCAGCCAGCCAAUGAAAAUGCUCCACCACCCAUCGAAGGACCCAAUGACAACGUGGAGAUCAUGGAGGACCACGCACCGCACCAGGAAGUUCCUCCACUGCCCGCCAACCAGAACAUUGCAGAAGGGGAUGGUGGGGAGCUGCUGCACGAGGGACUACCAGGGAACAACAACUUGGACCCGGGAGCAGCAGCAGAUGACCUCAAUUGGAACCCUAUUGAGUGGGAUCGAGGGGCCGACGAGCUGACGUGGGAACGCUUGUUGGGUUUGGACGGGUCCCUGGUGUUUUUGGAGCAUGUGUUCUGGGUGGUUUCUCUCAACACCCUGUUCAUUCUUGUAUUUGCCUUCUGUCCAUACCACAUUGGACACUUCAUGAUAGUUGGCUUCCAGUUGAAAGGGUGGGUGUCUGCCUCUCACUUUGAGGGCCUCCUGACAGCACUGUGUGGCUACUGUAUGGUGGGGCUGUGUCUGGUGCUGCUCCACACCCUCGCGGCCAUCUCCAGGUUAAACAGGCCAAAGCGAGCGCUGGGACUGUGCUACGUGGUAGUGAAGGUUGCCCUGCUUAGCGUGGUGGAGAUAGGGGUGUUCCCGCUCAUUGGGGGCUGGUGGCUAGACAUUUGCUCCCUCUCCCUUUUUGAUGCCACUCUCAAGGACCGUGAGGUGAGCUUCAAGGCAGCUCCGGGCACCUCCAUGUUCAUCCACUGGCUGGUUGGGAUGGUGUACGUGUUCUACUUUGCCUCUUUCAUCCUGUUGCUGCGGGAGGUGCUGCGGCCUGGGGUCCUCUGGUUCCUGCGCAAUCUGAAUGACCCAGACUUCAACCCUGUGCAGGAGAUGAUUCACCUACCCAUCGUGCGGCACACGCGUCGCUUCCUGGCCUCCAUGGUGAUCUUUGGGUGCACAGUACUGCUCAUGCUGUGGCUGCCCAUCAAGAUCAUCCAUGCCUACUGGCCCUCCUUCCUUCCCUACCACAUCACUCUCUCCAGUGACACGCCAGUAAGUGAGUUGUCACUGGAACUGCUGCUGCUCCAAGUUAUACUGCCGGCACUGCUGGAGCAAGGCCACACAAGGGUCUGGCUCAAGCUGGUGGUGCGACACUGGUGUGUGGCUGUCUCCCACAUCCUGGGCCUCAGAUCCUACCUCCUGGGAGAUGUCCCUCUUGAUCCUCAGGGUGGUGUGGUGAUAGGCGGUGACACAGGGACAGCUGGUGGGGAUGCUGCUGCUGCUGGACCAAGAGCACCACCACAGGCUGAGGCAGAGGAGGAGCCAGCAGAGCCUAUAGUGGAACCAGUAGUGGAGGAGGCGAGAGGAGCAGCUGCAGUUGUCGUUGCUGGUGGCGGCGGAGGUGGUGGUGGUGGUGGUGGUGGUGGUGGUGGUGGUGGUGGCGGUGGCGGUGGUGGCGGUGUUGCCAUCAUUGGUGCAGGGGCGGCGGCUGAUGCAUUGGCUGGUGGUCUUGGGGCAGCCCACCAGGCACUCCUGCAGCGGGAUGGACCAACAGGAUUCCAGGCGUACGUGCGGCCUCGGUGGUUUGGGCUGCGGAUACUGGGCCUGGUGGUGAUGAUGUGCCUGAGUCUUACCGUUGCCUCCAUCAUCUGCCUCACCCUGCCUGUGCUUGUGGGCCGCCACUGCAUGUACUUUGCCCUUGGGGAUACCAAGGUUCAUGAGCUAUAUGCCGGGGCAUGUGGACUGUACCUGUGUCUCCUGAGCAUCCGGGGCAUCACCCUCCUGGCCUCCUGGAUCAUGCUGGGGUGGUCACAAGUCAUCCUUCGCCUGCAGCAGUGGGGCAUCAUGGGUCUGAAGGCACUCAUAGCACUGGUGGUGGUGGCGGUGGUGGUGCCCCUUAUGGUGGGCGUACUGAUGGAGCUGGUCAUUGUCAUACCGUUGCGGGUGCCCCUCCACCAGACACCCAUCCUCUUCCUCUGGCAGGACUGGGCACUGGGGGUCCUGUACACUAAAAUCAUGUGUGCACUUGUCAUGAUGGGCCCCAACUGGUGGCUCAAGACCAACCUGGAGCUGAUCUACCUCGGGGGAGUGCGGGGCCUGGAUCUCAACCUCCUGGUGGGACAGACGGCACUCCCAGUGAUUGCCUGUCUGGGAGCCUGCCUCACUAUACCCUUCGUCACCGCCCACAGCAUUGCUCCCUUCCUGGCGCCCCCCAGUGCUUUGAUCCUAGUGGAACGACGCAUCUACCCCGCCCUGCUUAUCAUCACCCUGCUGUCCAGCCUUAUCGUCAUGCAGGUGGUCCAGUUCACCCGCCUCUAUGAGCACAUCAAGAACGACAAGUACCUGGUGGGGCGACGGCUGGUGAACUACGACCACACCAGCAACCAGUCCCUUUCCUCCCCCCAGCAGGAGAGUGAGGUCACCCCCUUUGUCAGGUGAAGGGGAAGGGACCUGCCAGCUGAGGGGUUUGUGUAAGUUAUACCCUGCCAGACUUCUUCCUGUAUCCUUCCUUCAUCCUCCUCCACUUGGUUAGAUCUUGCCAUGUCUGUAUAUAUGUGAAUGUAUCGUGUACGUACGUCCUUCUACUGCUCCUCCUGGUAAUCCCAUGCCUUUUUGCCUACCACUGAACACGGCAGUGGGUCAUCAAUGAUGGAUGAUGAUCCAGUCUCACUACUGCCUGGUGGUUUCAGAUCAGCAUUUGCAUUGCAGGGGAUCUUGACUGGUUUCUGCCUCUUUUGAGUUCCUACCACUUCCAUAGUUGCACUGACAGGAAAGAUCAUGCUAUAGCAGGUAGGAAUAUGCCUAUUAUUCUAGGUCUGUUUUCAUUGCAUAGAGUCAGAGUCCUGGUACUCCUCCAGUGUGAAUGUGUGGCAAGUAUGCUGAGAAGGACCUCACUAUCAACUAACAGUGUAGUAGUGAUAACAGUCAAGAGCAAGAGAGAGAGAGAGAGAGAGAGAGAGAGAGAGAGAGAGAGAGAGAGAGAGAGAGAGAGAGAGUUUCUUCCACAGGAAAAUGUUCAUGUAACAGAAUUCCUGGAGAUGGAGGUGUGUAGUACAUGCAUGUGGAGGGGAAGAAAAUUUCCUAGUGAUGUACCAGUCAUAUGCAUUAAUGUCCGGGACUCUGUGUGUUGCCUAGUGUUCAUGUAACCUCGACGUGAAGAUGAGAAUUUUCUCCUUGUGUAUAUAUGUAGAUAAGGCCGUGUACCAAGUUGUUUCCCUUGUUACAUUACUCUGAGAUGUGUAGAGUUUGUGAGCUCCCUUGGAUGGGCUGGUGGAGGCCUGCUGUUGCUGCCACCAGGGUGUAGCUGAGGCUGUCAUUCACCACAGUGUGUACCAUGGUGGCAGGAGACUUAUGGUAAUAGUGACAUUGAAGGUUGAGGAGCCAGUGCAUAUGUUGCAGCUUCAUAACAUCUGUUCAUGUGUAUCAUAGGGAGAUGAGGUGCGCACAACUUGAUGUGUAUUGCAGUGUAUCACCGCGAAGAGUUGAGGGUUUGCAUCUGUGAGGUGAUAAAAUAGAGGAUUGGUGUUUAUGGUGGAGUCACAAGUGAAAAGUAUAUUUUGGUUAGUGUAUGAGCUGUGAAACUACCUUAAAUCAUGCACACACACACACACACACACAAACACACACACUUAUUGAUAAUCAAAGUGAUUCUUCCCUCUCAUAUAUUCCAUAUUUCUUCCUUCUUCUUGAUAUCAUGAAAGCAGAACAGUUUUAGGGUGAGUGAGGUGUUUCCAGUCCUUCCUUGUGUGCAUUGAAGGUAAUGAGUCAUAGGUUGCUCAGCUGUAAAUUGUUAACAGUUUGAAAAGAAAUCAAUUAGUGUCAUAGUGCCUUUUGAAAACAGGCAUGUUGUAUGAGCACCUGAAAAUACUCUGAAUUAUAUAUCAAUUUCAUUAUUAUUGUUAUUAUUAUUAUUAUUAUUAUUAUUAUUAUUAUUAUUAUUAUUAUUAUUAUUAUUAUUAUUAUUAUUAUUAUUAUUACUAUUGUUGUUGUUGUAAUAAUGUAUUCAUGUGGCUUUACUAGGCAACUCACACACACACAUGUUUAAAUUAUUUGAUCUACACCUGACACUUGUUCCCUCAGAGCUCCUUAAGGGAAUGGUUGUGAUAGAGGAGUCUCCAUUUAUUCUUGUCCUUACAUUCCAUCCUUGCAUGCUCUAAUCUUAUCUCCUCUAUUGUGCCUUUCUCACAUGUACACUCAUACCCUGUCCUUCCUUUUCUCUGGGGACUCCUCUCUAGCAUGCUCUAAUCUAAUCUCUUAUCCCUUUCUCUCACACAUAUCCUCAUACUCUGUUCUCUUACUUCACUGAGGAUCCUCUUUUCUUAAACACAAUAUCAUCUCCUCUUAUCCUUUUCUGUCACCCAUACUCUUGUAUCUUGCUCUCUCAUUUCACUGGGGAUCAUCUUCCAAUCACCACUCUCACCACAUUCAUAUACACUUAACUUAGUCUUCUCACUUCCUGGCAUUCUUACUAUGUGAACACCUUAUGGUAUUGUAUUUCACCCUUCAUCCACUCUACAUUUCAUUCCUUCAUCUUUACUUGAUAUACUUUCAUAACUUUUACCUAUCCAUUCCUUGGCACACCACAGUCAUCUCACAAGUUAAUCAUUACACUAUUUUGGGUCAUUAAUGUUUUUCUUUCAUUUCACACCCAUGUCUUGCAUUUGUGAAUGUUGGUAUAGCUAUCCUUUGCACAACAGUCAUCUCUCAAGCUAAUCAUUACACUGUCUUGGGUCAUUAAUACUUUUUUUUUUUUUUACUUUCAUUUCACACCCAUGUCUUCCUUGCUUAUGUGAGUUGAAAUAGUUAAUAGUUAUUCCAUUACACACACACACACACACACACACACACACACACACACACACACACACACACACACACACACACACACACUUUCCUUACUUCCAUACUUAGUGCCCUUGCCCUUCCCUUCAUCAUACACCCCAUAGCUCCCAUCACUUUUCUUCGUUGCACUGCUCUAAUUUCUUACUUUUUUACUGAAUUGCCUGCAAUAUGCCCUGGAUCCUUGCCCUUCUUGACCCUAUGUAAAUUGACUCCUCUGCUUCUUUCUCAAUCACCUCCCACAGUUAUUAGAGAUGUGUGCUGUUAUUUGAUGCCUGGAGAAAUACAGGUGGAGAUUAGAACUUACUGCACCUUGUAAUCUGUUCUUAUAGUGAUUUAUGUUUUAAUUAGGGCUCCUAUCCCCAUCUUCAUUUUGUUUCUUUUCACCACCGCCACAUCAUCUUACUAUGUGAGAGAGAGAGAGAGAGAGAGAGAGAGAGAGAGUAUCAAUAUCUGCUUAUGGGUUUAUUAUUCUCCUCAGAGGUAUUGCCACAUUUCAUAAAGCCUUUUCUUUAUAAGACAGUAUAUUACACCAAAUAACACAAGCUCUUGGGGAUUGUACUCUGUAACAACCACUCUUGAUUAUUUAACGCCCUUCUGGUCUGUACUCCUUCCAACUUUCAUCCCCCUUUUGUGCUUCAUAUCAUUAUCAUCAGCAAUUUAGCAUCCCUCUCUUCCCCGCUUCUCUGUUCUUAUCACACACUUAAAAGCAGGAUAUACUACUACUCAGCAGUUUCUCUCUAUCGGGUAUGCAGAAUAGCACAUUACUAUCUCAUUUCUAGCUCAUUACAGUUGCAAAUCCGUCACUCCUUAUAGUCAUGGUGAGUGUGAUAUAGUGGGACAAAAAGAGACUUCCUCUGUACGGGGGGUGAAGUGCUUUGUGUUUAUUCAGCCAGUCAUCGGAAGUGUUGAAGUGGCUUGGCUGGUGUGGGUUCUCCCGGCAAGCUAGCUGUGGGCCGUGAGGCGAGGGGCGUGAGUGGCGUGGGUUAAUAUAUGGGCCUUGUAAAUAUUCCGAUGUAAAUAUCACGUCAUCUGCUUGUGAGUGUGGAAAGUGUAUAUCUUUUCUUUAUCAAAUACAUGUUUAUUAUUUUUUA